AUUGUGUGCGACAAUGGAACUGAAAUGAUUAAGGCUGGAUUUGCCGGAGACAGGGGCGGAGCUGUAUUUCCUAACGUUGUGGGUCAUCCUCGUCACACGUCUGUGAUGGUUGGAAUGAGGCACGUCUACGUCGGUGAUGAAGCUGAGUUAAGGAGAGGGGUUUUAAAUUUAAAAUACCCAAUUGAAGAUGGCAUUGUGAGUAAUUGGGACGAUAUGGAGAAAAUAUGGCAUCACACAUUCUACAAUGAGCUUGGUGUUUCCCCAGAAGAUCAUCCCGUUCUUCUUACUGAAGCACCUCUUAACUCCAAGGCUAAUCGUGAAAAGAUGAACCAAAUUAUGUUUGAGACAUUUAACACCCCUACUAUGUACAUUGUCAAUCAGGCCGUACUUACUCUAUGUGCAAGUGGUCUUUUCACCGGUAUUGUGCUGAAUUCCGGUGAAGGUGUGAGCCAUACAGUCCCCAUAUACAAUGCACAAGCCAUUCCACACGCAACCCUUCGACUUGAUUUGGCUGGACGAGGCUUGACAAAUCACUUGAUGAAGAUCCUGACAGAAGGUGGUUAUUCAUUUACCAGAAAAAUUGUGAAGAAUAUGAAGGAAAAGCUGACUUACAUAGCUCUGGACUACGAACAGGAGAUUGAGACUUCAAGAACCAGUUCUUCAUCAGUUGAGAAAACCUAUAAGCUUCCUGACGGUCAAGUGAUCACCAUUGGUGCUGAGAGGUUCCGAUGCCCUGAGAUACUUUUCCAGCCAUCGAUGAUUAUAGGAAUGGAAGCCGCUGCUGGAAUUCAUGAGAUGAUUUACAACUCCAUCAUGAAGUGUGAUGUGGAUAUCAGGACGGAGCUGUUUGGACACAUUUUGCUUGGUGGUGGUUCAACUAUGUUCCCUGGUAUUGCAGACAGAAUGAGGAAAGAGAUAAUCGCAAUGAGCAAAGAAAUAAUGAUAAAUGUGUUUGCACCUCAUGAGAGAAAGUACACUGUCUGGAUUGGUGGAUCUAUCUUUGCAGCUAUAAACACUUUUAGGGAGACGGCGAUAAAAAAGACCGACUACGAUGAAUUUGGACCUUCCAUUGUUCACAGGGAAGGCCCUGGCUUUAAAAUAUUCUAG
This is a messenger RNA of Impatiens glandulifera, 1107 nucleotides long. Its product is annotated as actin-66-like. The record is from RefSeq and is a predicted model, not a curated record. The transcript has 5 exons. Gene Ontology annotation, cellular component: cytoplasm. The coding region runs from base 25 to 1107 and encodes 360 amino acids. Lineage: Eukaryota; Viridiplantae; Streptophyta; Magnoliopsida; Ericales; Balsaminaceae.